Messenger RNA from Drosophila serrata, 1208 nucleotides. RefSeq names its product 8-oxoguanine DNA glycosylase (gene Ogg1). The record is from RefSeq and is a predicted model, not a curated record. Gene Ontology annotation, biological process: base-excision repair; base-excision repair, AP site formation; nucleotide-excision repair. Lineage: Eukaryota; Metazoa; Arthropoda; Insecta; Diptera; Drosophilidae. Gene Ontology annotation, cellular component: nucleus. Gene Ontology annotation, molecular function: 8-oxo-7,8-dihydroguanine DNA N-glycosylase activity; damaged DNA binding.
GUACCGGCUUUGGUCACACUUGGAUAAAAUUUAUAAACAAAUCUGCACCGGCGGGAACAAUUUACUUGUAUUAUGGAUUUUGCGUCUUAAUUUUACCCUCUUUGAAGGGUAUUUUGUGUUAGAGAUCCCAAUUGGAUGUCCUUGCACCAUCACAACAUGACAGCAACUCUGCAGGAAACCGGAAACAUAGAGCUGCCAGCCGAGGCAUGUGAUUUGGAGCGCAGUUUGCUUGGAGGACAGAGUUUCCGCUGGCGCUCUCUUAAAGCCGACGACGGCAAGACAAAAUACUCUGGAGUUGUUUGCAACAUCUAUUGGGUGCUCCAACAGGAAACAUCCCACAUAACCUACGAGGCAUUUGCUGAGUCCACGUCCAGGAUUGCAGUGGACUACAAGUCGGUAAUAGCCAAGUACCUGCGUGCAGAUUUUAAGUUAAAACAGCAGCAAGCCGAAUGGACAAACAAAGAUGAGAAUUUUGCCAAAUUUGUGGGCAAGCCGGUGCGCGUUCUUUCACAGGAUCCACUGGAGAACAUAAUAAGCUUCAUAUGCAGCCAAAAUAACAACAUUAAGCGCAUAUCAGCCAUGAUCCAAUGGUUUUGUGCCACUUUUGGCACCAAACUAGGUCAUUUUAAUGACUGCGAUGAGUAUACCUUUCCUACAUUGAAGAGCUUCGAAGGCAUGGACUGCGACAAAUUAAAUGCUCAACUGCGAGCCGCUAAAUUCGGUUAUCGGGCAAAGUUUAUAGCCCAGACCCUGCAGGAGAUACAAAAACGAGGUGGCCAGAACUGGUUUAUCGAGCUCCAAAGCCUACCGUACCACGAGGCGCGUCAGGAACUGGCACAGCUUCCGGGCAUUGGAUUUAAAGUGGCCGACUGCAUAUGCCUCAUGUCCAUGGGCCAUUUAGAGGCCGUGCCCGUGGACGUGCACAUAUACAGGAUUGCCCAAAAAUAUUACCUGCCCCACCUGAGCAAUCAGAAGAACGUAACGAAAAAGGUUUACGAAGAAGUUUCGAAUUACUUUCAAAAGCUACACGGAAAGUAUGCGGGUUGGGCUCAAGCGAUUAUUUUCUGUGCUGACCUGGGACAAUUUCAAGAGACUCGAAAAGCUGGUGGCAAAGUAAUUUCAAAUAAAAAGGGCUUGAAAAAAUGUUGAUACUAAGGGAUUAUAUCUCGAUGAGCGAAAAUCAGGUAAAAAAACAAGCAACAAAAGUA